AUGGCCAUCACAGACGGGGUCACUAUUGUGGGCGCAGGUCCGGCAGGCUUGUUGCUCGCCAUUUUGCUUGCCAAAUCAGGCAUCAAGGGCAUCAAAGUUGUCGAAAAGGACAGUGGUCCGACUGAAGAGACACGCGCCGUCUUUUAUCUGCCCGUGUCCAUGUUUGAGUUUGAACGGGCCGGCAUCCUGACAGAUGUGACCACGGCCGCCCUGCAGCCCAAGUCGGCUUGCUUCCGCGACGCUGCGGAUGGCAAGCCGCUGUUCAGCAUGCCUGGCAAAGGUAUGAUUGCGCUGUCGCUCGACAAGCUGGCCGCCAUUAUCGGGUCGCACGCCGCACAGCACGACGAGGUCGACAUUUUGUACGGCCAUGAAGUGGUUGACCUGGGCCAGAAUGAACUGUCAGCUUGGGUCGACGUACGGACGGCAAACGGCCAAAAGAGGAUUGAGUCGCAAUACAUUGUUGGCUGCGAUGGCGGCAGGAGCUUUGUCCGGAAGGCGCUUUUUGGCGAGCAACCUAUGCCUGGCUUCACUUGGGAUAAAAAUCUCGUUGCGAUUGAUUUGACGUAUGAUUUGGAGUCGAACCUGCCGGAGACGGCGGACUCGAACCUCUUCUUGCACCCUGAAGAUGCGUGGCUUGCAUUCCGUCCCGACAAGGAACCUAAUCAUUGGCGGGUCAUUUGCCGCUUCGAAGGCAACCCCAAGGGCGCAGAGCUAGACGAUGCCCUGAAAGCCCUGCUCCCUGGGCAACCAUCACCAGAGCAGUACAAGGUCGCGCGCGCAAUAACGUACCAGAUCCACCAGAGAAUCGUGGAUAGUAUGCGCGUCGGUAAAGUCUUGCUCGCCUCGGACGCAGCGCACUUGUGCUGUCCUUAUGGCGCCUUGGGGUUGAAUGGCGGGAUUGCCGAUAUCGGCUCUUUGCGCGAUUGCCUCGUCGCGAUUCAUGAAGAAAAGGCCAACGACACAAUCUUGGACAUUUAUAGCGAGGUGCGGAGGGACAAGUGGAAGACGAUUGUUGAUCCAAUGUCCCAGGGCACCUUGAAAAUGGUCUUUAGCGAUCCAGCCAAUAUCGCAGACCAGCCUGCUUACAAGAUGAGCCAGCUUGUGAAGACCGACCCAGAGGCAGCACGGGCACAAGCCCCAAACCCCCUGGCGCUUCGGUACGACUUUUCGAGCCAUUUUGCUUGA
Akanthomyces muscarius is the source of this 1185-nucleotide messenger RNA. RefSeq lists its product as uncharacterized. Gene Ontology annotation, molecular function: FAD binding; 3-(3-hydroxyphenyl)propionate hydroxylase activity. Bases 1 to 1185 code for a protein of 394 amino acids. Gene Ontology annotation, biological process: 3-(3-hydroxy)phenylpropionate catabolic process. Lineage: Eukaryota; Fungi; Ascomycota; Sordariomycetes; Hypocreales; Cordycipitaceae. The record is from RefSeq and is a predicted model, not a curated record. The transcript has 4 exons.